AUGGCGUCUUCCUCAACUUCAUUCGCUCAUAGGAGAAGCUCUAAGUAUGAUGUAUUUUUGAGUUUUAGAGGAAAAGACACUCGUAAAAACUUUGUUGAUCAUCUUUAUCAUGCUCUUCAACGACAAGAAAUUUGCACUUACAAGGUCGACAAGAGAAUCACCAAAGGGAAAAGGAUCUGUGGCGAGCUCAUUAGAACAAUUAAAGACUCAAAAUUUUACAACAUUGUUUUCUCCAGGAAGUAUGCAUCUUUGUCUUGGUACCUAAAUGAGCUUGUGAAGAUAAUGGAGUAUCACAAUGACAAGACGACAGAGAAUACUGCUUUCCCCGUUUUCUAUGAUGUCGCACCCAAGGAAGUUAGCCACCAACGCAGGGUAGUUAGAAAAGCCUUUGCCAAAAAUAAAAAUAAGGAGGCUGUUGGAAAAUGGAGGGAGGCUCUGAAAGAAGCAAUCGAUCUGGCUGGUUGGGAGUUGAAGAACACUGCUGAUGGGUAA
Messenger RNA from Lactuca sativa (garden lettuce), 492 nucleotides. Its product is annotated as toll/interleukin-1 receptor-like protein. The record is from RefSeq and is a predicted model, not a curated record. Lineage: Eukaryota; Viridiplantae; Streptophyta; Magnoliopsida; Asterales; Asteraceae. Gene Ontology annotation, biological process: signal transduction.